Molecule: messenger RNA, 2567 nt
Organism: Octodon degus (degu)
Lineage: Eukaryota; Metazoa; Chordata; Mammalia; Rodentia; Octodontidae
Gene: Gnat2
Product: G protein subunit alpha transducin 2
Exons: 9
Coding region: 836-1900 (354 amino acids)
Biological process (GO): adenylate cyclase-modulating G protein-coupled receptor signaling pathway; detection of chemical stimulus involved in sensory perception of bitter taste
Cellular component (GO): photoreceptor outer segment; photoreceptor inner segment; heterotrimeric G-protein complex
Molecular function (GO): G protein-coupled receptor binding; GTPase activity; G-protein beta/gamma-subunit complex binding
Source: RefSeq, a predicted model, not a curated record
UAUAGCUCAAGAUGCAGGCCAGUAUCACAAAAUAGGAAGGGGUAUGUACAGAGAUGAAGCACUACAAAGAAACAAUACUGUAGCUUCCAGUGGCCCUGCAGGAGCUGACACAGUCCUUAUCUUUCCCAGGAAGAUCAUUACUCCAAACAAAACUUUGGGGGCGGGGGAGAUGAUUCAGUAGAAUAAGCACUUCCCUGGCAAGUGCAAGGGCCUGAGUUCAAUCCCUGGUUCCACAAAAACAACCCCAAAACUUUGCCAGGACUGGUCUGAUCAGUGAGCUAUCUACGCUGUCUUAAAGCCCUUAAAGCUAGGAUCCUAAAAUCUGGAGGCUCAAUAUGCACAAUGACUCCUGUGUGUCUCCCUAACCUCCAGUCUACAAUACAAGUCAAACCAAGAAAGCAAGCUCUUUGAAUAGAUCGCCCCCCUCCAAGAGAUGAGGUGGCCAUCAUUUCAUUCCCAAAGCUCUAGCAUCCACACCCUUCCUUCCUGUGUCAGAACCUGGGUCAUUUCCUGGAUCAUUUCCCUUGCUACAGAACAUUUUGAAUCUUUGCCCUUUGUCUUAUUGGUAAAGCUCUUAAUUGGCUAGACUCAUCACAUUGGUAGACAUGAAGGCUAUAAUCCCUAGACCAAGAAAGCCUCCAGUUGGGGUAGGGAGUCUCGGCCAAGGUAGGCAGCAAAGGAGAACUUAUUACCUGCUAUCACCUAGUCCUGUAUUAAGCUUUUAGGACAGCAAGAGAAGGACACUCAACCCCAAAUACUUUUUCACUUUUCACACAGAAAAUCUUACAGGAGAGGCUAAAAAAAGCCUGAGGAAGUAGUUGAGGAGUCCACAGAGAUGGGGAGUGGAAUCAGUGCAGAGGACAAGGAGCUGGCCAAGAGAUCCAAGGAGCUGGAAAAGAAGCUGCAGGAGGAUGCAGACAAAGAGGCAAAGACUGUCAAGCUGCUGCUGCUGGGUGCCGGGGAGUCAGGAAAGAGCACCAUUGUCAAGCAGAUGAAGAUCAUUCACCAGGAUGGCUACUCGCCAGAAGAAUGCCUCGAGUUCAAGUCUGUCAUUUACGGGAACGUAUUACAGUCCAUCCUGGCUAUCAUCCGCGCCAUGUCCACGCUGGGCAUUGACUAUGCCGACCCGAGCCGUGUGGACGAUGGGCGACAGCUCAACAACCUGGCUGACUCUACUGAGGAGGGGACCAUGCCUCCUGAGCUGGUGGAAGUCAUUAGGAAAUUGUGGAAGGACGGUGGAGUGCAAGCCUGCUUCGACAGAGCUGCAGAAUAUCAGCUCAAUGACUCAGCAUCUUACUACCUUAACCAACUGGACCGGAUUACAGACCCUAACUACCUGCCUAAUGAGCAAGAUGUGCUACGAUCCAGAGUCAAAACCACAGGCAUCAUAGAAACAAAGUUUUCUGUCAAGGAUCUGAAUUUCAGGAUGUUUGAUGUGGGAGGACAAAGAUCAGAGAGAAAGAAGUGGAUCCACUGCUUUGAGGGUGUCACCUGCAUCAUCUUCUGUGCAGCCCUCAGUGCCUAUGACAUGGUAUUGGUGGAAGAUGACGAGGUGAAUCGUAUGCAUGAGUCUUUACAUCUGUUCAACAGCAUAUGUAACCACAAGUUCUUUGCUGCUACUUCCAUUGUUCUCUUUCUCAACAAGAAAGACCUUUUUGAGGAAAAAAUCAAGAAAGUCCAUCUCAGUAUUUGUUUUCCAGAGUAUGAUGGAAAUAAUUCCUACGAGGAUGCAGGGAAUUAUAUCAAGAGCCAGUUCCUUGAUCUCAACAUGCGAAAGGAUGUCAAAGAAAUCUACAGUCAUAUGACAUGCGCUACAGACACACAGAAUGUCAAAUUUGUGUUUGAUGCAGUUACAGAUAUUAUCAUCAAAGAAAAUCUCAAGGACUGUGGACUCUUCUAAUCCACACCCGACUCCUCAGGUCUUCAAAUGACUAUGAGGGAAACCAUGCUGUGAAAAGACCACCAGCUACAAUGAAUACACAUGUUGGUGCGGCCACAGGACAUUACCUUUUUGUAAUCCAAUAUAAUCUUCUAAAGCAAUCAUAAGAACAUCACAAAGCAUCUUCACAUAUAUAUUCCUACUUAAUCAGAACCACAGGCCAUCACAGUUGAAAGAAACAUCUUAGUCCAUCUUUAGACAACACAUGAGGGAUAUAAGACUGAAAGUGACCUUUGCAAGAUUUCAUGGCUAGGCUGAAGCAAGGGAAGACCAGCGCUCCAAAUUAUUCUCAAUGAAGAUUCGCAGGGGUCUCAAGUCCUUUAUCCUACAUAAGGAUAAAAGAAAACUGGUAAUCACUCUUACACAAAUAAGUAUCUUAGUUAAAAUAUGUGAAGGACUUAAUACUGGAGUGGAAGAUAGGGGUAGGCAGCAUAUAGGAGAUAAACCAAGGUGUAGGUAAUUUUCCAGGUAUCAGUGAUAUUACAGCUUGGUAACCCUAACACAUACGAUAGUGUAUCCCAGCAAUGUAUCAGUACUCAUUGAUAUUUUAUUAUUUCUGUUACCUUGUGAUUACCACUAAAACUCAGAAAGAGAACACACUACCAUUGGGCAUUAGGAAACUUUUACA